Molecule: messenger RNA, 954 nt
Organism: Drosophila persimilis
Lineage: Eukaryota; Metazoa; Arthropoda; Insecta; Diptera; Drosophilidae
Exons: 2
Coding region: 1-849 (282 amino acids)
Biological process (GO): regulation of transcription by RNA polymerase II
Cellular component (GO): nucleus; transcription regulator complex
Molecular function (GO): DNA binding
Source: RefSeq, a predicted model, not a curated record
AUGGACGUACAUCGCCUCAUCGCGGAAGUACAGCAGCGGCGUGCUCUGUGGGAUACAAGCAUUCCCUUUUUAACCCGCAAGGUCGAAUGGAAUAUACAGUGGAUGGAUGUGUCUGACGCUCUGAAGCUGGACGUUGCGACAUGCAAGAAGCGCUUCAAUAGACUGAGGGACAAGUACCGCUGCGAGAUCCGGAAGAUACAGCAGGGUAGCGUUCAAGAGUCCAACUGGACGUACUUUCGCUGCUUGGAGUUCAUGCGCUGCAUAUACGAUCCAACCGGUCUCGUGGCAUUCGCCCCCGAGCCCUACGAGUAUAAAUCUGAGUCGGAAGAGUGCUCCAACGACAAUGAUAAGAUACUGUGGGAUAACCUUGACUUCGAUCUGGACAAUGAUGAUUCGAUAGAUUUUGUAACUAUGGGCGACAUAUUCAAUCGUGACUCGCCCGAGACACCUCUAAUGCUGGUCGGGUCUUCGUCCUCGUAUGACGGUCCCAUAUGGAAUGACAACUACCUGAUCAACAGUCAAAUGACAACAACAAACGAAGCGGACUCACUUCCAGUAGCCAGCAGUCCUUCAAGAUCCGAGUCCGAAGACGAUGCUGACUACAAUUUUUUGGCUAGUCUUAUACCGCACUUGAAGUCCCUCUCGGAAACGGGCAAACUCAAAUUUCGCAUGGAAGCUAGCCGCAUUCUGAUGGAACUAAAAAAUGAGGAGGCUACCCCUGAACCCCCCGGUAUGGAUGCUGAUACGGAUCCAAAUACAUAUUUUAUACCCAACAGCGAUAUGAACGACUAUGAAGGCGAUACGAUGGGCGAGUGCGAAGUUAAGAUAGAAAAUGAACCUUUGCUAUAAGGUUCAUAGAUGUGGAAUGAACAUGAGAAACUAUAAGCCGGAGAACAUGGAACAAGGAACAUGGAAAAAAUGCACUUAAUCAAAAUCCACAUAUAUUCUAGUAAU